Molecule: messenger RNA, 5380 nt
Organism: Saccostrea echinata
Lineage: Eukaryota; Metazoa; Mollusca; Bivalvia; Ostreida; Ostreidae
Exons: 17
Coding region: 1-5361 (1786 amino acids)
Molecular function (GO): protein binding
Source: RefSeq, a predicted model, not a curated record
AUGGAGGCCUUGAAUCGGCAAGUCCUGGAGGGACGUCUAAAUAAUCUACCUCCAGAGGAGAAAACGGAUGUGGUUGUGUUUGUUAGCUCAACGUUUACAGAUAUGUCUGUAGAGAGAAAUCAUAUAAUGAACCAAGUGACUUCUGAACUUAAUCAGUAUUGUUUGAAGAGAAAACUGGCCUUUCGGUUUCUGGACAUGAGAUGGGGGGUGAGGGACGAGGCGUCGGUGGACCACAUGACGGAGGAGAUCGUACUGGACGCUGUCCGAGUGGCGAGGGGGGACUCCAAAGGACCCUUCUUCCUGUGCCUCCUUGGUGAUAAGUACGGAAGUCGUCUGCUGCCACAUUACGUGGAGGCUACAGAAUUCAAGCUUUUACGCAGGAUCGCAAUGAGGCGUGGAUAUGACGUCAUGGUUAUGGAUGAGUGGUUUGAACGUGACGAUAAUGCAGAGCCCGCGGUGUACCGCCUGAGGUCAAUAAACGAAAUUCUUAGUCACUAUGACGACAAUGAAAACGAGGCUCUCCAAUCCAAGGAUAAGGAAAAGUGGAACCAGAUACAGGAUAAACUUCUCAUCAUGUUCCGAGCCGCAGCAGAGGAGGCGUACUCUGAUCGUCUGAUCUCCAAGGAAGCGAGACACCUGUACUUUAAAUCAGUAACGGAAUCGGAAGUUGAGGAGGGUGUGAUCUACCAGAAUCCGGUCAAGGACAAGGUCAUUGUUUAUUUUCGGAAGUUUGAUGAUAUUAACAUAAAGGACACAAAGGCAGGUGGGUGGAGAUUCAUUGAUUUGAAGGACGACAAGAUUGAUUCCGAGGUGGAAGAGUUACGAGAAAGACUAAAAAUAGCUCGUGUUCAGCCUGUAGUGGGUCCCUCACAACUGAAGAAGUUUCAUUUGAAUUGGACACCCAUUGGAAUAGAUGAGACGAAUGAGCAACAUAAACAAUACCUCAAUAGCCUGAUUGAAGACAUUAUAUUAAAGUUGAAAGUGCAAGUAGACCAAUGCGGCAAAGAAUACACCAAUUUCACCCCUCUCUACAAAGAGGUUUUACACCAUCUCCACAUCUGUGUGAAUGAAACACAGCAAUUUGCAGCCAGAGAAGAUAUUUUAGAAAGUGUGAAGGAGAGAAUGUUUCUGGUUUAUGAUAAAACCGGGGAACUAGUGGAUGAACCAACAGAGGACAUUCGGAAUGAUGUCACAUGGGAUUCACUAGCAAUGCAGCUUGAAGGAAAACUCUCCUGUAAAGAGAGCGAGCAGCGGGAGAACGAGUACAAGGCAAUCCAGGAAAAUCUCAAUAAAUUUCACUGUAAGUUUAUCCAUAGCGGAUUUCUUCAAAACAACGAUGCCGAUCCCAAUAUCAACAUGAAAGAAAUGUUCACACAGUUGCCGGCCUAUAAAUAUUACACACGCCCUAUUGUUCUGUUUGGAACGUCAGGAACAGGAAAGACUGCGAUGAUGGCAAAAAUUGCCAAAGAAUCCCAAAACUGGUUUCCUAAUUCUGUCAGUGUUAUCCGCUUCCUCGGAACAUCGUUGUUAUCUUUCUCUAUCCAGGAAGUUCUAAUGUCGAUGUGUGCACAGAUCAUUGCCCUCUAUAAAGUCAAUAUCCCACCUUAUAUUGACAUGGAAAAGGACUUUCAGUUUCUGUGUCAAUUUUUCAACUCGUUACUUUGGAAAAUUGACACUAGUUCCCGUCCCUUGAUUAUUAUAAUGGAUUCAAUCGAUCAACUCAGUAACCUGAAUGAUUCACACACGAUGAGCUGGCUUCCAAUGCAACUUCCAAUGAAUGUACAUGUGGUUGUUUCGAUGAUUCCCAAUAUCCACUGUUGUCUUCAGAACAUCUUAGUAAAGAUGCCUUGCAGCGAGCAAUAUGUAGAAAUUCCGGACAUGACAAUGGAUAUUGCAGAUGAGAUGAUUAGCAUCCACCUCAAAUCCAAAGGACGGCGAAUCACAAAGAUCCAGCGGAGAUUCAUUCUGGACAAGUUUGAGAAAUGUCCACAACCUUUGUACAUGCGCAUGAUUCUCGAUCAAGCUGCACUCUGGCGAUCAUCUACAGUCAUGUUGGAUAUGUCGGUUGGGGACAAUAUCAAUAUGGCUAUCAACAAAUUUUUCACGAAUCUAGAACGGAAACAUGGAGAACUAACUGUCAAGAAAACUAUGGCCUACAUGUCAGCGUCUCAUGAUGGAAUCAGCGUUUCCGAGUUGGAGGACAUGUUGUCUCUUUCCGAUGAAGUUCUCCAAGACACUUAUAUUUACCAUCUCCCGCCUAACGACCAACACAUCCGGGUCCCGCCCUCCAUUGUGUCGCAGAUGAUGACGGAAAUAACACCUUACGUCAUCAUAAGAAAGGCGGGUCCGUUUAAGAUACUCAGUUGGUUCCAUCGUCAGUUCAGAGAGGUCUGCACUGGUCGCUUUUUACCAGAAAACUCAACGGAAUCAAUCCACAAAGAAAUGGCAGACUACUUUCAGGGAAUCUGGUACAAGAAAGUUAAGCCACUUACUCUAUACAAAGUGAAAAAGGGGGAAUUUCCCAACGCCGAUAGAGGCGUGCGCGCACAGAAUAUAAGAGACAUGAACAUGUAUAACAUUCGCAAAUUGUCCGAGUUACCUUUUCAUCUUAUCAAGUCUCAUCAGUUUGAGAAGUUCCGGGAUCUUUGCGGAUUGAACUUUGAGUUUCUCCAAGGUGUUGUGCAUAUACUCUCGGUGAACAACGCCAUUCGAAUGUUGGGAUUAGCAAUGCAGAUGAUGAACAGUGCAGGAGAGAUUGAAUCUUCACAAGUGUACGAGGACUUGGACAUUGUACACCAAAUUUUGUUGAAGGGCUUAGAGAGUAUUCGAAAAGAUCGAAACAAUCUGGCUGUGGAGAUCAUUUCCCAGCUGGGACCCAGCUACUCUGGCUCUCCUCGUCUGCAGUCGCUAGUUAGAGACGCCCAGAACUUUCUGAGAGAUUCCGAUACAGCAGCUUUUAUUCCGUUAAAUCGGAUCGCUCCGGGUCCAGGAACUGUUUUAAAAUUCUCCAUUUCAGCUGAAGUCUUCAGAAAAAACGAGGAGGAUAGGUUCAGAUGUUAUGGUCAAGUUCUGAGUGUGGAUGAGAGGAACUCUAACCUGAAGUGUAUAUACAGCAUUGGACAGCAGCGCUAUGUGUAUACAAUGUGUCUACAGAACUAUGGAAUGAUUAAAUCCCGUCAGAAGAUAAAGGCAGAGGUCCAAUCUACCAAAAUGGCCGGAGGAGACAGAUUCAUCAUACUAGGACAACCAACGACUUUGGAACUUUAUGAGGUGUCCUCUUGGAAUAAGAUGCCUUUGAAAUAUGAUCCAAUAGAUGCUUUAACUGUAUCUAAAUCAGGAAGAAUCCUAGCCUACUCCACAGUUUUAUUUUCAAAAGUGGUGGUCUGCCAGAUAGGCGAUACUGUUACAAACAUUUCAGAGCUGUUUAUAUUGGAUUUGGAAAACAUUCUUCAGAUAAGGAUUUCACAUAAAGACGACUUUUUGGUUGUCGUAAAUGAGAGAGAGGAAGUUUCCACAUAUGAUAUUAGUACAGCAAAACAUCUGUACACUAAAGAGACCAAAAAGGACGGGACUGUUAUUUCAAACCAUAGUACAGUAAAGGCGAGGCUGGAAGACACCGUUCAGAUUACCUCUGACAACAAACUUAUAAGUCUGGAUCCCAAUACUUCGUCCUUAUGUCUAAAUGAUUUGGUCAGUGGAGAGCAACUUCACUCAUUGAAUCUCUCUCAGCAUGGUUCAGCAAAUAUAGUAUCCUUGCACUCAUCAGAGAAAUACCUAGCAACUGUUGACAGAACACGAUCGAAUUACUCGCACAUAUGGCGCGUGUGGGAUUUAUGUAAAGGAACACUCUUUUCUUCCCCCGAUAAUGCUGCUGAAUAUGAAAAGAUGGGAGAUUCAGGGGAUACCCAUUACGAAUCACCUCACGUAGGAGUAAGCAGUAUGCAGUUGUUCGGUGAUGAGGAUCUUUUCUUGGCCACUGUGGAAAUUCAGAAUCCUUCCAUAGUCAAAGUGCUGUACAUAGGUUCGGAGGCUACUCCACUACCGGAAGCUACACCAUACUGCAAUCUCAUUGGUCACUACCAAAUUAUUCUUCAGAUGUGUGUUGUUUUAAAGGAAUGUCAGUUGGUGACCGUAUCUAGGGAUAACACGAUUAAAAUUUGGGACAUCCAUAAAAUUGCCUUGAACUUCACUGAUAAAUUUGGCAAAGAUCCAGAUCCGGAGAAAGUGAGGAGCUACUUUGACAGACAGGUCAUGACAGAAUCCACAACUACGAAGUUUGAUAUCAGCAGAGAUGACAAGAAAGCAUUCAUAGCGACGACAACUGGACAACUAAUUGUUCAUGACCUUGAGAACAACACACUUCUGCACAGCCAUAAAAUAGAGGGCAGCCAAGUCGACUUCCUGUUGAUGUCGUCUUCAGGGCAAUACGUCACCAUGGCAACAGACAAAGGCGAAAUUAGUAUUCUGAGUGUGGAUAACUACGAAGUUAAACACAAAUUGAAGCAUGGGAUGCCUAAGAUUGACUGCAUGGCAGAAAAUAACAACGUAGUUGUGGUGGGCACACAAGGGACGGAGGCCCAAGGGAGUGUAUGGAACAUUGAGUCAGGUGUUUUGUUGAAGGAGUUUAAGUUUCCUUACUCUUUAAGAGUGGUGGCACUCACAUCUACAGGAGACAAGAUUGUAACAUCAUUCUUUGAUUACCCGGUGAUUCUGACCAUUGACAACGACAACAAAUCUAUGGACAUGACUCAGGUAGAUACCGCUAUGGCAGAUGCUUCCUGUGUUGCUAUUGACAGCACAGACAGCCGGGCGCUCAUUGGUUCUUCUGACGGACAGAUCCGUGUCAUUGACAUAGCGGGAAAAUACGAAUUCAGGUUAGGACAGAUUUCCACAGUCACAUCUGCAGUGUUCUUCCCAGAUGGCAAAAAAAUCGUAUCUGGCGGUUACAAGAAUAUCUUUGUCUGGGAUUUGGUCCAAGCACGACUACUGUAUCGAGUAAAGAAGCACGACAACUUCAUCACUAAAAUUUUAUUUGACAAAAGUGGUAAGAUCAUGGUGACUGCUUCCUUGGACAAAAAUUUAGUCAUGUGGGACACACCCUCUGGAAUGUCAAUAGCUACUUACUACGGUCACAACUCAAUGGAUCAGCUAAAAAUAACUUCCAAUGGAGGGAAGGUAUUGUUUAUCCCGGAUAUUGUUAAUUAUAUCGGUUUACUGGAGCCCAAUCAAGCUCUAAAAAGCAUGAUGGUUGGGGACAAAUCUGUGAUUAGGGACUCCCUGUUGAAAGCUCAAGCCAUGGCAUUGUCUUUCUCCAGCCAAAGAAUAAAGCAGGGUCCAUCUCAAAUGUGUGCCAUCUUGUAAAUGGAAUGAAAAAAAUAUA